Molecule: messenger RNA, 1339 nt
Organism: Lingula anatina
Lineage: Eukaryota; Metazoa; Brachiopoda; Lingulata; Lingulida; Lingulidae
Source: RefSeq, a predicted model, not a curated record
UCUCUUCUCCAUGGACUUCACGAUAGAAACGUGCUUUGGAGGGAAAGCAAGUGUCGGCCGCGCAUCUCAUCGGCCAGUAGGAAUAUACGUGAACUGAAGGUGGUUGAACCGAUUCCUGUUACACUACAAAGAUGCAUUGGGUAUCGUCGCUUGUUGUAGUAUGCUGCCUGGCUCUGGCUAGAGGUGCAGAAGUGGAUCUGCUCGGUGUAUGCGAUCCCCACAAAGAUAUCUGUGUUGCCAAGUACUCCAGCUGCGAGCCAUUCCUCGGAAAUGUCAACGGUGAGAAAUACGCCAUGGUGGAAGCUAAAGCCGGUCUCCUUGAGGUGAACGCCAACUCCAGAAGAUGUACUUGUCUCCCAGGCUUCAGCGCUGUCAACAUCGGAAAAGCUGUCGGUGACAGCGUCCGUCUGGAAUGUGUCCCAGUUGAGGGUGCUUCCUGCUACACCGAUGGAGACUGUAACAUCCGUAACUUGGAUUGCCUCCCACUUCUUUCCCUGCUCCCUGGUAUCUUCGGCGCCACUGGCCAACUGAACUCCGACAGUUUGUUCGCCCCAGGAUUCUUGACUCCCGGUACCCAGGCGAUCUAUGCUUUCAUCGCCGGCUUCUUGCAGUUGUCAACUCAGUUCCUGUGUGGUUUCAACCGCGUCAACACCAUUGAGUACAAAUGUACCUACUCAAGCCCAACAAAACAGGACACUUACAUGUACGGUGGCACCUACGGUAGCAGUCAUGGAACCAGCGGAUCCGGUGGCGGUUUCGGUGGCACUUGCCAGAGAGUUAACAGAAAUGAGGGAUACCCAUCAGCCAGCUCAGUCAGCCAGAAGGGACACACUGCUCCAGCACCUAAACCACAACCACAGCCAUACAAUCCUUACGGUGGAUACUCCAGUUACGGACAGCCAGCUCCCGGUUACGGACAGGCCGUUCCAAAUUACGGAGGCUACGGUACAGGCUACGGUACUGGCUACGGCACAGGAUACGGAGGUGGUUAUUCUCCAUACGGCAGUGGCUACAACAACUACGGGUACGGCAAGUAAAUCAGUGGGUAUUGAUUUGGACAGCGGUCAGCUUUUCCCUUUCAAGACGUCGACGACUAUGCGCGGAGUAACGGACAAUGCAUUUGUCAAUAAUUUGGGGAUUUCUUCCAAAGCAGUCAUUCUGGUCUCCAACAUCUGGUUUGGAGUUGUGAAUAAGCCAGUUUUGGUUUUGUUUACUUCUACAAUUUUGCAAAUAAAAAACCGAGAAAAAAAUUAGAAGCUGUGACGAACAGUUAGAGGUGGCAUGCAAAAUAUACAUUUGUGCGACCAUGAGCUCAGAUUUUAGACCAGAUAAUAAAUAC